This is a messenger RNA of Myotis brandtii (Brandt's bat), 584 nucleotides long. RefSeq names its product CREB-binding protein-like. The transcript is spliced from 4 exons. Gene Ontology annotation, biological process: positive regulation of transcription by RNA polymerase II. The record is from RefSeq and is a predicted model, not a curated record. NCBI's taxonomy places the organism in Eukaryota, Metazoa, Chordata, Mammalia, Chiroptera, Vespertilionidae. The coding region runs from base 51 to 566 and encodes 171 amino acids. Gene Ontology annotation, molecular function: transcription coactivator activity; chromatin DNA binding; histone acetyltransferase activity. Gene Ontology annotation, cellular component: transcription regulator complex; histone acetyltransferase complex.
AUUAUAAUUUAGGAUUUGAUUUCUUUUCUGUUUUUAAAGGAAAUAACCCAAUGAACAUUCCAGCAGGAGGAAUAACAACAGAUCAGCAGCCACCAAACUUGAUUUCAGAAUCAGCUCUUCCAACUUCCCUUGGGGCCACAAACCCAACGAUGAACGGCUCAAAUUCUGGAAACAUUGGAACCCUCAGCACUAGACCAGCAGCAGCACCUACUUCUAGCGCUGGUGUUCGGAAAGUCUGGCAUAAACAUGUCACCCAGGACCUGCGGAGGCACCUAGUGCAUAAACUCGUCCAAGCCAUCUUCCCAACACCUGGCCCUGCAGCCCUGAAGGAUCGCCGCAUGGAGAACCUAGUGGCCUACGCUAAGAAAGUAGAAGGGGACGUGUAUGAGUCUGCCAACAGCCGGGGUGAAUACUAUCGCUUAUUAGCAAAGAAAAUCUAUGAGAUACAAAAAGAACAAGAAGAAAAACGGAGGUUGCGUUUACACAAACAAGGCAUCUUGGGGAACCAGCCAGCCUUACCAGCCCCCGGGGCGCAGCUUCCUGGGAGACCACAGUCACACCUGUGAGACCUCCAGGUAAGGACU